Messenger RNA from Nothoprocta perdicaria, 1653 nucleotides. RefSeq names its product xyloside xylosyltransferase 1 (gene XXYLT1). Lineage: Eukaryota; Metazoa; Chordata; Aves; Tinamiformes; Tinamidae. The transcript has 4 exons. Bases 1 to 894 code for a protein of 297 amino acids. Gene Ontology annotation, molecular function: UDP-xylosyltransferase activity. The record is from RefSeq and is a predicted model, not a curated record.
AUGGCGCGGCCGGGCUGGCUGCGCUCGCAGCCCUGCGCGCUGGCGCUGCCCGCGGAGCGCGCGCUGCACCUGCUGCUCAUGUUCAGCAAGGCGGAGCGCAACGCGGCGCUGCGCGCCAAGGGCCAGGCCGCGCUGCGCUCCCUGCUGCGCCACGGCCGCUUCGCGCGCGGCGACGCGCUGCGCCUGCACCUCGUCACCGAGCGCGCCGCCAGGGACGUAAUUUUCCACGAUGUGGAUGUGCUGACCGAGCAGCUGUUGCCAGUAGUCGAAGCCAUGCAGAGACACUUCAGCGCUGGCCAGGGCACCUACUACAGCGAUGCCAUCUUCUUCCUGUCGGUGGCCAUGCACCGCAUCAUGCCCAAAGAAAUAACACGAAUCAUCCAGGUGGACUUGGACGUGAAAUACAAAGCCAACAUCCGAGACCUGUUUGAGGAGUUUGACAAGUUCAAGGAAGGAGCUGUGAUUGGGAUUGCCAGGGAAAUGCAGCCGGUGUACAGGCACACGUUCUGGCAGUACCGCCGCGAGAAUCCCAACACCAAGGUGGGGGAGCCCCCUCCCGAUGGGCUGCCUGGCUUCAACAGCGGCGUCCUGCUCCUCGACCUGGAAGCCAUGAGGCAGUCCAAGCUCUACAACCAGCUCUUGGAGCCCGCCACGGUGCAGAAGCUCACAGAGAAGUACCACUUCAAGGGCCACCUUGGCGACCAGGAUUUCUUCACCAUGAUUGGGAUGGAGCACCCAGAACUCUUCCAUGUGCUCGACUGUACGUGGAACCGGCAGCUCUGCACGUGGUGGAAGGACCACGGCUACAGCGAUGUGUUUGACCAGUAUUUCCAGUGUGAGGGGGAGGUCAAAAUUUACCACGGGAACUGUAACACCCCGAUCCCUGAAGACUAGGGCGCCCGUCUGCUCCCGGAGCAGCCCUGCCUGCCUGGAGACUGCCGGAUUCCUCCAGAGCCAUGUGAGAGACCUCUGGAAGGGUGGCUGUCCUGAUCAGUGCAUCCCUGGGGAACCAGUGUCCCAAAGGGAUUCCUGAUCCUUCAAGGCCUUAGGAUUGUUUGCUAUCCCACUACCUACAGCCUCAUUGCUCCACGGGAAAGGGCAGUCCAGCGGCUAGAGCCACUUGCAGUUGGGCAGCCUGGGCCGUUCCUARUUGUCACCUCCUCACCUGGUAACUUGGGGCAGGUCCAUGGUGCCCAUCUCYGCUACAGUCUCCCACCAGCAUCGGCUGUUUCCUUAUGCCUGGGGGCUGCACACASAGAGCUGAGGGCUUUGGGGUGGUCGCUGCAUUCCGAGGGUGCUGCCUCUGGGGUGCCCUGUUACCUGGUGCUUAGCAGGAGGUCACAGGUAGGUGCUGGGGGUUCCAUUCUAGCAUUCCUUGUGGCCCGUUUCUGCACCUCAUGCAGAGCAUCUGUCUGCGCUGUCUCCAGAGCAGACGCUGUCCUCAGGUCAUCUUCCUUUUGAAGCAUUCCAGAUAGGCAAAAGGGUUUUAAAGACUGACAAAGCUGCUUUAAAUUGGGUUACCUACAAACAAAAAUUGAAUGCCAGAUGAACUUUAAAGCCUUCCAUUGGUUCUUGUUAGCAAUAAAAGCUUUACUGCCGUAUCUUGUCUUAAAAGCAUUCAGUGAGCGUGUACAAAUAGGUUCAUUUUAUAGC